This is a messenger RNA of Dinoponera quadriceps, 3235 nucleotides long. RefSeq names its product CB1 cannabinoid receptor-interacting protein 1-like. Gene Ontology annotation, cellular component: plasma membrane. Gene Ontology annotation, biological process: negative regulation of signaling receptor activity. The transcript has 2 exons. The record is from RefSeq and is a predicted model, not a curated record. Bases 1069 to 1569 code for a protein of 166 amino acids. Gene Ontology annotation, molecular function: type 1 cannabinoid receptor binding. Lineage: Eukaryota; Metazoa; Arthropoda; Insecta; Hymenoptera; Formicidae.
GUACCUUCGAUGAUUUUACCGUCAAUUACCCUCAUUCACAGUGUUACCGGAGACAGCAUACAAUAUAUGAAAAAAAUAGGGAUGCUAAAUAUUUUCUAAAUAUUCAAAUGUUGGAAAAAUUCGGGAGUAUUUGAGAAGAUUGUGAUAAAUAUUCAAAAAUACACACAAAGAUUAUUAAUUAUAUAAAUAUUCCUCAUAAAUAUUUUUGAAUAUGUAUUUUUCUUCUAUCUGACUUUCCCGGACAUAUGAAUAUUCACAAAAUACUUAAUAUCCAUAUUUUUUAAAUAUUUCACAGAUAUCGUGUGCUGUCUUGUUCUAACCGAGAACUUUGAUAACUUUCCUCGUUCUAGAAAGCCUCUUCUCUAUCCGACCGUCCACCACGUGAGCCAUUAAAAACAUUUUCGCGUACAUAGUAUAGUCUUCGAGCUAGCGCAAAAGCGACGUAAUCGAUGAUACGCUUAACAAAAAAAAGUUGUUAUCUCUCAUAUAUUCGACGUCACUUUUUUUCUUGAUUUAUUGCGAAAAAGUUAAUUCUGCGUUUCUGCAGGAACAUCCCUGCAGAUUAUGCAACAUUCCGAUCCGCCUUCCUCACGAAUACCUCCGCGCCAAUUUAGACUUGUUUAUCCUGAAAGCACAUUUUCACGUCAAACAUAAAUUGAUCUUCCUCGUGAAUCUGCUGAUCUCUCCCGCUUAUAAAUCUCGUCCGAAUUCCGCUGUAAUAAUAUCAUCGUACGCGCAUACACCGUGUGUUCGUCCUCAUCACGUCGGGGGAUUUGUCGAUCCGCGAGGAAGAUAGAUCCACGGGAAAAGGGAGGAAGGAAGGAAGUAAGGAAGUAAGUCAGUCUAUACGGUGGAAAAGAAGCCGGUCGGCGCGAACGUCAGUGAGCGUCACGACGCGCAGGCAGGUUGCACCGCGCCUCCUCGUCGCCUUGCUGACCGCGAUAGUACGUACUCGCCGAUGCGUCGGGGAGGACGUCGCGACACCCCGGUGGUGGUACACGCUCGCGAGUGCACGACUUUCUCUCUCUCUCUCUCUCUCAGUGGAUCAUGGGGCUGAACGCCGGCUAAAUGGGGGCCGAUGGACAUUUUCGCGUGACCUUGUCCCUCAGGAGGGAACCGGGCGCUGGGCCGGUCUACUGCAAGAUGGAGACCUCAGCCAGGUUCCGACAGCUGAAAACAGUGAAGCUAAGCUGCGAGACGACCUACCGGCUCGACAUCAGCUUCAAGCCGCCGCAACUGCUGCAGUCCCUGAGCAUCGGCGGCAAGCCGGUGGAGGCGAUCGAGCGGGCGAGGGACGGCACGGCGUGCGCGUACAGCGCCUACCACAGCACGAAGGACAUCGUGGCGAGCGCGCGCGGCCAUCGGGAGGACCUGCCGAUCGCGAUGCGUGUGCUCGGCUCCGGCUACCUGACCACGUGCCUGCAGAUCAAGUACUACCGGCUGGACGAUCAGAGUCACUGCGAGUGGGGCGCCCGGCUGCACUGCAUCGAGCUCGACUGCUCCAGCGUUGAGGGCCGCUUGGUCACGGUGGACCGGGAGACCUACAGGAAGCUCGGCAUAGAGUCUUAGCGAACCGUCCCGUCGCGCGCGCCGUAUCGGAAUUACCACGCGGAGAAAGCUUGCGCGAGCUCUUAAGCUGUGUCAUCGAUUCGGUCGAACGAGGGAUCGAUAGUACUUGGCGAUUUUUAGUCUCGGUCUACAACAGGUGAACUCUAAGAGAAAUUGACCAAUCACAAUCGAAUCAAUUGUGUUUGGUAUUUCAAUUUCUUAAAUUCUUAUUGUAGACCCCGCUUAAGUGUCGGCCCACAAUUUGGAGCCUUAAGAAAUUGAUCAGUCAAAGAGUGAAGAGAAUAAUUAACUGUAAUUGGUCAAUUUCUUAAAGCUUGAAAUUGUGGACCGAUGUAGCUCUACGUUUCACGGCGUUUCUUUAUUAAUGCGGAUCGGUCGUAAGUUCAUCCCGCCAGCGUGUAGUCGUCGCAGGUGAGAAUUUUACAACUUGAUGUCCACCUUUUUCACGAGUUCAUGUUAAGCUAAAUGUAAGUGCUGAGAGAGAACAAACUUUGCAAAUGUGCACAGAUUAUAACGAAUCCGAGCGUUUCGUUUGUUCGCAAGCUGGUUUAUCAAAGAAAAUUUCUGCGUGUUUAGACGAUAUAUUCAUUCGCAUAUUCACUCGCGUAGGAUAUUCCCCCGACGCGAACGGAGCUAAUUCAUUCGUGGCUGGCUUCGUUUUCGACACUUUCGGUAUUAUCGCUCUGAAUGAAAAUACUCGAGCGAGAGAAAUUUGUCGACGAUGCACAGGACAAGAAGAAUCGUACACAUUCGUCGUGAAAAUUCCGUCUAAUUCCGGUGUUUUCGGCCGGUAUUCCCCGGUCGAGAGGCCGCGCUAAGAAUUAACAAAGGAAAAACGAACACAUCGAUAACAAGGUGCCUAUGUAACGCGCGCGCGUGUCAUCGAUCGUCGAUUAAUAUUUAAUUGCCGGGCGAAUCGAUCGCGCAACGCACGAUACGAAUGAAAUGCUGCUUCUCCUAAUUGAAGAAACCGGGAAAGAAGUGUCCUCGCGUGACGGUGUCAGCUUUCGUUAGUUCGUUCAUCGAAUGCACUUUCGCGCGCAUUAUUAACCGCUGACUGCUACAGUAAUGUCCCACUGACAUGACCACAAAAUGAGAUUCAAGCUCAUCCCCCCCCCCAAUAAUGAUUUACUUUGCAAAAAUAUAAUGCUUCCCUCCGGUAACUGUACAUGUUUAAUGACUUAAUGAAAAUUUCAGCCAUUACAAAACAUUUCACAUACAUUAUAAUAAGGAGGGACCAAAUCCCACUUCAGUAGUACUUAACGCGCUUCGGUGUUAGUUCUCCUUAUUUACAAUGCAAUCUAUAUGUUCGCACUUCCGAAGGUGUUCUCACAGCUUUCUCCGUUAACCGAAAGGUUUGAGGGGUCGGAGAUAGUAUGCACGAAGGAAAACGCGGGUAAAUGAAUUGUAGAAGCAUUUUCAGAUUUAUUACGAUAGGAACUCGAAGCACCUUAAACACUUGGAAACUUUGGCGCGAAGUGACCAAUCAGUGCCUCUACGCUUAUACUCUAAACGCACAGGUUGUUUCUCUCUCUCUUUACUCGUUCGAAUGGAUUUUAACGAAGCCGCCGUCGUUCGCGCACGGUAUACACGCGUCCGACGAUAACACAAGAUGUAUAUCUGUAUACUUUCUCUAACUGAAAUAAAGAAGUGAAAGUCGCAUUGA